Messenger RNA from Helobdella robusta, 564 nucleotides. RefSeq lists its product as hypothetical. Gene Ontology annotation, cellular component: transcription regulator complex; nucleus. The annotation marks the transcript as partial. NCBI's taxonomy places the organism in Eukaryota, Metazoa, Annelida, Clitellata, Rhynchobdellida, Glossiphoniidae. Gene Ontology annotation, molecular function: DNA-binding transcription factor activity, RNA polymerase II-specific; RNA polymerase II cis-regulatory region sequence-specific DNA binding. The record is from RefSeq and is a predicted model, not a curated record. Gene Ontology annotation, biological process: regulation of transcription by RNA polymerase II. The transcript is spliced from 5 exons.
CCAAUGUUUCAUUUUACCCAGGAACAAGUAGCAUGCGUUUGCGAGAUCCUUUUAGCAAGCGCUAAACUGGACAGACUCUACCGCUUCCUCUGGUCUCUGCCGGACUGUCCCCAGAUUAGGCAGAACGAGAGCGUCGUGAAGUCAGAGUGCGUUCUGGCCUACUGUGGCGGCAAUUAUAGAGAGCUCUAUAAUCUACUGGAAAGUCGAGAAUUCUCCACGCACAAUCAUAACUGUUUGCAGACACUUUGGCUUAAGGCGCAUUAUGCUGAAGCAGAAAAACAGCGGGGUAGACCGUUGGGGGCCGUGGGCAAGUACAGGGUUCGCCGCAAGUACCCACUACCUCGGACUAUCUGGGAUGGUGAGGAAACCAGCUACUGUUUUAAGGAAAAGUCGCGGACAACAUUAAGAGAUUGGUACUCGCACAAUCCUUACCCGACACCUAGCGAGAAAAGGCAAUUGUCGGCCAGCACCGGACUAACCACGACUCAGGUUAGUAAUUGGUUUAAGAACAGAAGGCAGAGAGAUCGCGCUGCCGAAAGUAAGAACGGAUCUAUCUCUAAGUGA